Molecule: messenger RNA, 1559 nt
Organism: Doryrhamphus excisus (bluestripe pipefish)
Lineage: Eukaryota; Metazoa; Chordata; Actinopteri; Syngnathiformes; Syngnathidae
Gene: mtpn
Product: myotrophin
Biological process (GO): protein K6-linked ubiquitination
Cellular component (GO): BRCA1-A complex; BRCA1-BARD1 complex
Molecular function (GO): ubiquitin-protein transferase activity; protein binding
Source: RefSeq, a predicted model, not a curated record
ACUUCCGGGUUCCGGCACCGGAAGUCUUGGUGCUAGAAAGGCGGAUCCCUUUGUGCUAACUUGUCUUUCUCCAUUUAGUGACACGCUUUCCUGCGUCCUUUCGUGUUUUAGUCACAAUAGCAAUAACAUUGAGCCCCAUCUCUUGAAAUCAAGUCAUUUUUUCGACACAAUCGGUUUAUUUCUCUCCCCGCCGUGACAACAGGAAGUGUACGCCCUCCCCGCUAGCAACAAAGCUAACUUUUUUUAACACCACUCUUUAGCAUUGAAGCCCAAGCAAGCUAGCAGCGGCAACACUCUCCCACCAGAAGAGCAACAACAUGGGCGACAAAGACCUGACGUGGGCAUUGAAAACCGGAGACGUUACCGAGGUGGAGGGCAUGCUCCUAUCGAGCGAGGACGUGAACCGAACCCUGGACGGCGGCAGGAAGCCUCUUCACUACGCUUGCGACUUUGGUCGAAAGGAAAUGGUGGAGUUCCUCAUCUCCAAGGGAGCAGAUGUCAACGCCCCCGACAAACACGGCCUCACUCCGCUGAUCUCUGCCAGCCUGGAGGGCCAUGCCAGCUGCGUCAAGGUCCUCCUAAACAUGGGCGCCGACAAAUACCAGAAGGGUCCGACCGGCAUGACUGCCUUCGAGAUGGCGGAAGACGACAACAUCAAGGCUCUUCUCAAGUGAGGGGGACACUGGGGGGUGGGGGGGGGUGUUCGGCCCCGCCGGCAGAUGGAUGCAGCGGGUGGCAGCUGAGGGAAGAUGGCUCCGCCCCUUCACCUUUAUUGACCUCUUCUCACUGUCUGUUAGCCAGGUGAGGGGGGUCAUCUUACCUUUCUGAACCUUUCCUCUACUCCCGCCUCUCCGGGAUGGGAUUUUGUCUCGUUUUUUUUGGGGGGGGGCUUUCCAUUUCUUGAGCGGAUUGGGGUGGGGGGGGUGGAGGGCUGACACGUGGGCUAAGCACUUAAAUGUUCCUAUUUUGUACCAAUCCACUCAUAGCGUGUGGCCUGAUUGCACUGUACAACUAUCCACUAAAGAAAGGUUGCGUUCUUUUAAUACCCGCCCCCCCGCCCCCUCCCCCCGGAAUCGACUUCUCGGAGCCGCGUUAACAUAUCACAUUGUGCUUUGGAAUGGGUGACGCAUCAUUGAUUUCCUGUGUCCAUUGACCAAUCACCAUGCCGGCUAACGACCAGGAGCACUUGAAUGUUGUACAAGUCACGCUAACGGCAAAAACACAUCACAAAAAUACGCGUUUGUUUUGCUUUGCUACUGAGUGAAUAGGAGUUUAAUAUUAAACUGGACUGUGGGGAUGGGGAUGGGGGGGGGGGGGGGGGGGGGCAGAACACCCCCUCUUCUAACCCCCCUCCCGUUGCCUUUGGGUUUGCUUUAGCUUGCAUGUCUGCUUCUUCUUAGGCCGUCGCUCCACGUUUUCUUUUCUCGGUUGCUGUCAAAUUCCGACUAAUACUACGACUGGUGUCAUGGCCGCCACAAGAAAAUAAACGCUCUGAAACGCUGACUUUGUUGUGACAAAAAGUCUGUACAAACAAAAAUAAAAAUGUCCUUAAAAGCUCA